Molecule: messenger RNA, 1606 nt
Organism: Patiria miniata (bat star)
Lineage: Eukaryota; Metazoa; Echinodermata; Asteroidea; Valvatida; Asterinidae
Product: mitochondrial cardiolipin hydrolase-like
Exons: 2
Coding region: 128-817 (229 amino acids)
Biological process (GO): piRNA processing
Cellular component (GO): mitochondrion
Molecular function (GO): metal ion binding; RNA endonuclease activity producing 5'-phosphomonoesters, hydrolytic mechanism
Source: RefSeq, a predicted model, not a curated record
CAUGGACAUUUAAUUAUGAGAGGUGUUGCUCGGCAGUGCAAGUUAGCAUGCUUUGUGCACAAUAUUUCUAGUUUCAUGUUGAGAAUUUGGGAUUUCGUUCAUUGUCUGAAAAGGGAGAUUCUGAAAGAUGAGUUUACGCUCGUGGCCCACAGUUAUUCUCGCAUUUGGAGCUUGUUCAGAAGUACUUUACUACUUGUACAAGACGAAAGUUCACCAGAGGUUGUGGAGCUAUUUUGUUGCGUCGUCUGCUACCCGGAAAUCGACCAUUGAAACUGCACGAUCUUUAGACAUAUUUCAUCAAGUCUUGUUCUUCCCAGACAAGGAGCGCACCUGCCCUGACUUUUUCUUGUCGGAGAGAGGGUGUGGAAGGCCCAAGUGCCCCUUCUCCCACAAUGUGACAAACUUCAGCAGGAUGGUCGGACACAUACAGAAGGCCAAACAAUCCCUAGACAUUUGCAUGUAUACGAUAACGAAUAAUGACUUGGCAGAGUUAGUCGUCAAGCUGCACGAAAGAGGGAAUGUGGUGCGGAUCAUCACAGACGAUGAAGCAAUGAACAUGUCUGGGACUUUCAUCGGAAAAUUCCGAAGAGCUGGGAUCCAAGUACGAAGGGAUUACUCCAGCUACUUGAUGCAUCAUAAGUUUGUUGUCAUCGAUGGGACGACGCUCAUCAAUGGUUCCUUCAACUGGACUUGCCAUGCCGUCAACAGCAACAAUGAGAAUGUGCUGAUUACAAAUAACCCAGAGAUUGUUGAGCCGUUCAUUGCAGAGUAUGAGAGGUUAUGGGAGGUCUUUGACCCGGCUAAGCGACCUCCUUGACCCGACUAAGCGAUCCCCUUGACCCAGCUAAGCGACCUCCUUGACUCCAAAAAGAGGACCAACAAUGAGGCUGAAGCAUCCACAUAACAUACAAUAUACUUAACUCCCAUGUCAUGCUAUCUCCAGCUGAAGACCUUAAUAAGUGGAAUCUAGAAUUAAGACAAGUCCCAACCUGAGCAUAUUUUGGAGUUUUGGUACCAUAAUGGAUUUGCAUUAACUUUGUGUAAUGUUUGCUAGUAUGACUAAGACAGUGGCUUUUCUCUCACAGUUACAGUCCAAAUGUCUGAAGAAGUACUAGUAACUCAACAUACUACAGUCAAGAAUGGAAAAAAAAAACACCAAUUGUGAUUUUGCAAAGCUUUUAUUCAUCAAUUUUCUUUGGCAAAAAUAGAAAAAUACAUCACCGUCGAUAAGCUUCUGAUAAAAUUUGUAGCAGUAAAGUUACACUUCACAGAAAAAAAUGGCACUUUUUUAAAUUGCCAACAUUUUUAAGUGAAAAAUAAAUGUAAUUCAAAUAGAUACAACACUGUAGUUUUGUAUUGUACACAAUCACGUUUGAUAAUAAGGGGUACAUUUUUAUUACAUUUGGUAUAUAUUUUUUUAAAUUCAAUGUGAUUUUAUAAAAACAAACCCAAAUUUCAACACAUGAAGUUUUACAUCACUUUUUUAAUCACCUAUGAUUGAAACUUAAAACAGAUUUUAGUAUUUGUCCACUUGCUGUUUAAAUGUGUUUUGCUUGUGGCAGGUACAUUGUUACAAGUUCAUUAUUAAACAAUUUUAAGGAAAACA